Messenger RNA from Tinamus guttatus (white-throated tinamou), 222 nucleotides. The record is from RefSeq and is a predicted model, not a curated record. NCBI's taxonomy places the organism in Eukaryota, Metazoa, Chordata, Aves, Tinamiformes, Tinamidae.
AUGUCCACAGACCAGCCCGUGGCGCCCACCGAGGAGCAGCUGGAGAUCCUGGAGUACAACUUUUGCAAGGUGGACAAGCACCCCGAUGCCACCACGCUGUGCCUCAUUGCGGCUGAGACGGGGCUUUCCGAGGAGCAGACCCGGAAAUGGUUCAAGCAGCGUCUGUCGGAGUGGCGGAAGUCUGAAGGGCUGCCCUCGGAGAGCGGCUCUGUCAGGGACUAG